Messenger RNA from Sphaeroforma arctica JP610, 226 nucleotides. RefSeq lists its product as hypothetical. The transcript has a single exon. Gene Ontology annotation, biological process: translation. Gene Ontology annotation, cellular component: mitochondrion; large ribosomal subunit. The annotation marks the transcript as partial. Gene Ontology annotation, molecular function: structural constituent of ribosome. NCBI's taxonomy places the organism in Eukaryota, Ichthyosporea, Ichthyophonida. The record is from RefSeq and is a predicted model, not a curated record.
AGCAACCUUCCAGGCUCUCGGGCUGAAGCACACACACCAAACGAUGAUACACAAGAACACGCCAUCCAUCAACGGUAUGCUGGAAACCGUCUCCAAGUACGUGAAGGUCACUCCUUUGGUUGUUAAAACGGUAUCUGCCGCCGAAUUCCAGAAGCUCAGACCUGGAGUGUCAAAGUAUUUCUUGUCGCCGGGAGGUCAACUCAUUGUUAAUGAGGAUGCUAAAUAA